UCUCUAACCUCUCUCUCUAACGCAGAUUGCAGCAAGAAGAUGGGUUCAGAUCAGAAAGUGCAUAGCUUUGAGGAAGUCGCGAAGCACAACAAGACCAAGGAUUGUUGGAUUAUAAUCGAUGGAAAGGUUUAUGAUGUAACUCCAUUUAUGGAUGAUCAUCCUGGAGGUGAUGAAGUCCUGCUUUCAGCUACAGGGAAGGAUGGAACAAAUGAUUUUGAGGAUGUUGGGCAUAGCGAUACUGCUAGAGAAAUGAUGGAUCAAUAUUACAUUGGAGAGAUUGACAUGUCUACAGUCCCAUUAAAACGCACUUAUAUUCCACCACAACAGACCCCAUACAAUGCCGACAAGGCCCCAGAUUUUGUGAUCAAGAUUUUGCAGUUCCUUGUACCUCUAUUGAUCUUGGGCUUGGCCUUUGCUGUUCGACACUACACCAAGGAGAAGUAGUGGAUUCAAUUCGUAUCAGGCAGUUGUCUUUAAUACUUUAUGUUAAUUGUUUAAUGAGUACUUAUUUCCCCUUUUUGAGUCGCAUUGUAUGCAACAUGAACUACCAUGGUAUCUGAUCCUGUUAUUGGAUGAGACCUCUCAUUCUCUUGUGAUUCCUUAUGUUCACCACCUUUGGGCAUUAGUUGCUUUAGAAAGAGAUGGAUGCAGAAGUGCAGUGAGUUAUUAUUGAUAACAGUUUU
Messenger RNA from Ipomoea nil (Japanese morning glory), 683 nucleotides. RefSeq names its product cytochrome b5-like. Gene Ontology annotation, molecular function: heme binding. Bases 40 to 444 code for a protein of 134 amino acids. NCBI's taxonomy places the organism in Eukaryota, Viridiplantae, Streptophyta, Magnoliopsida, Solanales, Convolvulaceae. The record is from RefSeq and is a predicted model, not a curated record. The transcript is spliced from 5 exons. Gene Ontology annotation, cellular component: intracellular membrane-bounded organelle; membrane.